Arachis duranensis is the source of this 2535-nucleotide messenger RNA. RefSeq lists its product as uncharacterized. Gene Ontology annotation, molecular function: DNA binding; protein dimerization activity. The transcript has 7 exons. Bases 1 to 2535 code for a protein of 844 amino acids. NCBI's taxonomy places the organism in Eukaryota, Viridiplantae, Streptophyta, Magnoliopsida, Fabales, Fabaceae. The record is from RefSeq and is a predicted model, not a curated record.
AUGGUGGGUGGGGAGGAUGAGGAGAAUAUCGUGGUGGAAGAUGGAGAGGACACGGUGGCGGUAGUGGAUGUGCUCGCUGAUAAAAUGCUCCGGCGAAUAUGUGUCAAACUACAAAAUAUAUGUGGACGCAUUGAUCUAUAUAAUGAGUUUGAGGAUGGGAUGGACAGACGGGUUGUUAUAUGUGGGUCAGUGUUGUCGUUAGAUAUAGUCAUCCCCGUUCCCGUUUCUACUUCCGCGCCUGGUGAAGCUGGAAUUCAUGGAAUCGCCGUGGAAGAUCGUGAAAUCGUGCAAUCGUGUCGUCUCCAUCGCGUCAAAGGAAAGAAAAUCCAGAAGAAGAGGAUUUGCGGGUUUAAUAUGGCUUCAAAUGCGGAUAAUGGCGAAAAUAAUACUGGAGUUGAAACUGAUCGUGGUUGUGCAUCCAAGAAGAUCGCUAAAAAUACUGCAGGAAAUAGGAGUGACAAAGCUUGGAAGCAUGGAAUUUCGGUUGAUGGAGAUGCCAAAAAAAUAAAAUGCAAGUAUUGUGAUAAAGUGGUGACAGGAGGAGUGUAUAGGUUGAAACAUCAUUUGGCAGGAACAAAAAAAGAUGUUGAACCUUGCAUGGGUGUUUCUGAUGAGUUUGAAGAAAAGAUACAAAGUAAAGAUGAAGGAGUAGAAGAAGAAGGGGAUGCCUUAGUUGGUGAGAAGAGAAGGGGAAAAGAAAUACAGACACCAGCAAGUCUCUUUAAGAAAAGGGGUGUGAGCACUCAAACAACAAUCAACUCAAUUUUUAAGAAGGGCUUAAGGGAAGAGGCGUGUGAUGAAAUUGCUUCGUUCAUCUACAAUAAUGCUAUUCCCUUUAAUGUUGCAAGGUCUGAAGAAUACUAUAACAUGUUUGAGAAGGUUGCCCGCCAUGGAUUAGGAUUUAAGCCACCUUCUUAUGAUGAGUUAAGAGGAAAAUUAUUGAAGAAGAAGGUAGAGUCAACCAAACUAACAUUAGAAGAACAUAAAGCUGAAUGGAAGAAAAUUGGUUGCACUAUUAUGACAGAUGGUUGGACGGAUAAAAGAAGGAGAACUAUUCUCAACUUUCUUGUGAAUAGUCCUAAGGGAACUGUUUUCUUGAAAUCCAUUAAUGCUUCUGAUAUAUGCAAAACAGCUGAAAAGAUAUUCAAGAUGAUUGAUGAAGUUGUAGAGGAAGUGAGAGAAGAGAAUGUGGUUCAAGUUGUAACUGAUAAUGUAGCUAACUACAAAAAGGCAGGACAAAUGUUGAUGGAAAAGAGAAAGAAUCUUUAUUGGACUCCUUGUGCCGCUCAUUGCAUUGAUUUGAUGCUUGAAGAUUUUGAGAAGAAGCUAGAUCUUCACAAAGACACCAUUGCCAAAGGAAGAAAGCUAACUACUUACAUAUAUUCUAGGACUUCUCUAAUUUCUCUUUUACAACAGCACACCAAAGGAAGAGAUUUGGUGAGACCAGGUAUGACGCGAUUUGCUACGUCCUACCUUACUUUGGGUAGUCUUAAUGAGAAGAAGAAUCCAAUAAUUAGAAUGUUCAUCUCGGAUGAAUGGAAGGAAAGCAAGUGCUCAAAGACAAGAGAUGGGAAAAACAUUGAAAAUAUUGUUUUGGAUAAAACAUUUUGGAGAAACAUUAUCCAUUGCUUGAGAGGUGCUUAUCCUCUUCUUCAUGUGCUUCGUAUAGUGGAUUCAGAGGGUAAGGCAGCUAUGGGAUAUAUGUAUUCUGAAAUUGAUCGUGCUAAAGAAAAGAUUAAAGAUGCUUUUCAAAGUGUUGAACUAAGUUAUAAACCUUUGUGGGAUAUUAUUGAUGCAAGAUGGGACAAGCAACUCUUUAGGCCUUUGCAUGCUGCAGGCUAUUAUUUGAAUCCACAAAUUCAUUAUAGUCCUAAUUUUAAGGUUGAGUAUGAUGUUAAAAAAGGACUUUAUGAUUGUUUGGAUAUACUUGUGGGAGAUCCUGCACUCAUUACAAUUAUUGAUAGUCAACUUGAAGAUUUCAAGAGUAAGGCUAAAUUUUUUGGUAGAGAUGUAGCCAAGAAUGCUCUCAAAACCAAAACACCCUCACAAUGGUGGGAUUCUUAUGGGGAUGAACAUCCAGAACUUCAAAAGUUUGCUAUCCGUGUCUUGAGUUUGACUUGUAGUUCAUCAGGAUGUGAGCGCAAUUGGAGUGCUUUUGAGAUGGUUCACACGAAAAGAAGAAAUCGUUUGAAGACAAGCACAAUGAAUGAUGUUGUUUUUGUGAUGACCAAUUCAAGAUUGGCAAGAAAGAAGCCAUCAAGAAAUACUGCUGAUUAUAGCCUUGAAGAUUUGGAUUCAGAUGAAGAAUGGAUUGUGGAAGAUGAAAAUAUGAUGGAAAAUAUGGAAGAAUUUGACACACAAAAUGAUGUAAACUUAGCCCCUCAAGAAGAUAGAGGUAAAGAUGGGGGUCCUUUGAUUGAUUUGGAGAUUCCUCUUCUUGAUGAUGAUGCUUUCAAUGAGCUUCUCAACUUUUCUCCUAAUGAAAAUCAAAAUGUUGGAGAACAUGAUGAUCAUGACUUUAAUAAAUUGCUUUAG